GAGUUUCUGAUUGGUUCACGAUGCCGUCGGUCAGAACGGUAGGAACAGAAGGGGCGGGACUCUUGUCUGAGCUGUGGGUACGCUGCGGCGUCCAGAAAAUAGAUAAACAGCGUAUGCUAACCUAUGAUUGACGCAACUAAGUUACAAACUCAUCCAACUAGAUACUGACACGCCAAAUUGGCAAAUAGAAGAUGUUAGAGAGGAACCGCGCGCUUGUCUAGUGAUUUACAUGCGUUUGCAUAGCAACCCAUCACGGACAGCAAGCUAGUUAGCAACAUGAUGAUGGCCAGCUGAACAUUGUUGUGCCUUCAGCUUUUGGUAUUAUUGCGCUCACGGUUUAAUGACUUAACCUUCAUGCUUUGCUGCUUUGAAUGUUGCCUUUUCAUGCAUCCUAUACUCCUAAACUUGACUGGAGCUGCUUAGGUUGUGGUGCUUGUCCGGUAUCAAGCUAAGCUAACAGCACAGGAAUAGUGUGCAUGGGCCAAACCCCUUUCACAUAUUAGCUCGCAGCUAACCAGCCGCUGGAUCUACAAGUUUGGACCAGAAGUGGAGAGUUUUCUUGGAAGAUACUCGGUGCAGGUCGAACAAGCAGAAUGUUGGUUUGCAGAAACCCACGGAUCAUUUCUUUAGAGAUUGAUCGAGACCUACAUUGACCCUUAACAACAACAACGACACAAACCCCUGUCUUUCUAAAUAGGCUGCAAAAUGCACAUAGUAAACUGAGAGAUUGAGCUGAUUCGUCCGUUUCAACGAUGUAGCUUUGCAACCUACGUGCUUUUUGUGGCAUACGUAAAGACAAUAACGAUGAACAAUCAAGGAAUCAUGUCGCAAGAGAAGAUGGAGCUGGAUCUGGACAUCCCAUCCACACUUGUUCAGAGCGAUGGGCACUUGAGACGGUCUAACAGCGAACCCAUGAUAAACGGCCUAGGUGAUGCUUCACAGGUGUUCCAGAGAGAGGUUCUCCGCAGCAGAAGAAACAGUACUACAGUUGUUCGACCUAAUGUGGUUCCAUCUUCGCCAGUACGUGUUCCUAGCACAAGACUGCAGAAAAUCAAACAGGAAGAGGGUGUUGAUGUGAUGAACCGUGAAACUGCUCAUGAACGGGAGGUGCAGGCAGCCAUGCAGAUGAGCCAGUCUUGGGAGGAGAGUCUUAGUCUGAGUGAUAAUGAUCUUGAGAAAUCUUCAUCGUCAUCUCCAAAGCGGAUUGAUUUUGUACCGGUGUCUCCUGCUCCUUCACCCACCAGAGGGAUAGGAAAGAAGCAGUGUUUCUCUCCAUCUCUUCAAAUCCUGGUGAGCAGUAACGGUCUGACGCCCAGCCCUGUUCCCAGCCCAACACGCCGCUUCAGUUUGCCCAACAGGAGGAGUCAGAGCCCGAUCAACUGCAUCAGGCCCAGCAUUAUGGGCAACCUCAAACGCAAAGGUGAAAUGGAGACAGAAAGCCAACCCAAGAGACUCUUUCAGGGAACCACCAACAUGUUGUCCACAGAAGUGUCCCACUUGCCUGAACUUAACACUUGUCUGUCUCCAGAUUUUUUGGAUGGGAGUCUUAGUAGCGUUGGCUCAUCCUCAGAUUCGCCAGCCAAGAUGGAAGGAGUGUCGCCCUCCUCCAGUAACUCUCCCCUCACACCCCUCCAGGACCUUUCCCCUAAGUGAUCACGGACAUCGGAGGAGGAUUGGGGCAUCUUCUCAGGCCCUCGUCCACUCAUUUUUACUUUCUUUUCCAAUGCCUUCCAAACAUGGCUUCUGUUCUACUCACAAAUUGUCCUGUUACAUUUAAAGAAAAACGGCCCAGGAUGGGACAGACCCUAAGGGCAUGGAGAAACUGUGCUAUAAAGCUGCUAUAAAUAGAUGAGACAUGUAUAGAUCUGUAUCAAAGCGAACAACGUCAGAGGAGAAUCUUGAAUUUUUUUUUUUUUUUUUUUUUUUGUUUUUAGUCCCUCAAUAUUGUAACUCUUUGUAAAACGCUUUGAAAAGAAAACCGCUGUAAACAGGAGAACUACAGGCGCGUCCUUUGAUUUACAAUCUCAGCUUGCCAACAGGUAUUGUGUGUGAGAAUUUAACUUAUUUUUUUUUUGCUUUCGUUUUAUUUGUAUGUAAGUAUGUACAUAAGAUUUGCGGCAAAACGCUUGACCGGCAAACUGACAGCCGCCUCUUCUGGAGUUUUAAUAGCGGUGCAACUGCACUUUAAAGGGGCUGAAUAUCAUUUUGGGCUUUGUUCUGAAUCUGCAUAUUUAAUUUUUCAGGAAUUGCCUUUUCUUGAUUUUCAAAUAGGUGGAGGAAAUGUAUUUUUCACAGAGCUUAGCACUUCGUUCUCUGUUAAAAUGAUGUUAUGGUUGCUGUACACAACUCAUGCAGAUGGGAUUUAAUAUUGCAGCUGUUGGUAACCACUAAAUCCUUGAUUUGAACACUACAGAGAAACUAAACUGCCUGUGUUUGUCAACCUAAAUACAUGCGUACAACUGUUAUUUUCACAGCUUCCAGACAAUGGAGCAAAACAUCCGGGCUGGGUUGAGUGAUUGAAUGUUUUUCAUUUUCACACGGUGGCUUUGCCGUUUCUGUUGUUCUGGAAGCAAAUGGAAGCAUUUGGAGAAUUUGUUUUUGAAUGCAUUUUUCAGUGACCCAUUUGGCAGUUUAACAGUUAAGCAGAAGUGCAAAAAAGAUGAAACCCUCCCAUCGUGAGUCAUUUGUGGAGUUAGUUUUAAAUGUAAUCUACUGAUACUGAAAUGGUGUGCCAUUAAAUUUGUAUAUAAGAGAAAUGUACAACUGUAAUUGUAGAAGUUAUUCAUUUGGGGUUGUAGUUACUUUAGGAAAUAGUAUUUUCUUUUGUAAAUGGUUUUUCUAAAUUUCAUUAAAAGAAAUCGCUCUAUUUCCUCAAGCAUGAUAUAAUGUAUCAUAAAUUCAUUUUUGUUUGCAAGAAAGUGAUUGUAAAAUCCCCUUUUUUCCCCCAUUUAAGUGGUUUUGAAAGUUUUUUUUUUUCACACAAGUAAAGAUGAAACUUCAGUAUAAAACUUUUUCUGAAUGUCUUUGCUAACAAAAAAAAAAUGGGUCAUGUAGAUCCAGAUUCUGUCCUGUAGUAAUGGGUGAAGUGUAUUUGUAGUUCGCUUUGCUGGUUUGUUUUUGUCCUGUGGACGUGUCGAAUUCUUUAUUUAAUGAUUUUACUCUGUCCUGUCGACUCAUACAGUACUUUUAAAGCCUGAGCAUGUGAACUCUGAGGAGGACCCGAGUCGUGAGAAUGUGUAGUUGUUCUCUACUCUUCCUAAACAAAUCUUGUUCCCAUCAUAUCAGAGACUUUGAGAUCUCAGAAAUAAAUUAUUUGUCCGGCUA
Megalobrama amblycephala (Wuchang bream) is the source of this 3324-nucleotide messenger RNA. It is a transcript of the gene pabir2, whose product is annotated as PABIR family member 2. Bases 805 to 1653 code for a protein of 282 amino acids. Gene Ontology annotation, molecular function: protein serine/threonine phosphatase inhibitor activity. NCBI's taxonomy places the organism in Eukaryota, Metazoa, Chordata, Actinopteri, Cypriniformes, Xenocyprididae. The record is from RefSeq and is a predicted model, not a curated record. The transcript is spliced from 10 exons.